This is a messenger RNA of Armigeres subalbatus, 802 nucleotides long. RefSeq lists its product as uncharacterized. The record is from RefSeq and is a predicted model, not a curated record. NCBI's taxonomy places the organism in Eukaryota, Metazoa, Arthropoda, Insecta, Diptera, Culicidae. Bases 53 to 802 code for a protein of 249 amino acids. The transcript is spliced from 2 exons.
CACCGUCGACAACAGAUCGUAUAGCGGAUUAUUCUUUUCUCCAAAAUUAGAGAUGGCUGCCAAUAAUACUCCAAACGCUCGAUGCGACAUGGAAGAUGCUGGUCCCUCCAACUCUUCCCUUGUGCCGAUUCCCAUCGCCGCCGUCACUCAUGAUACGGACAGUGUUUUAGGUGAUAGUGUGAUCAUCAAUACUCUGACUAGAGGGCAUAGUGCUACAGUGGAUGGCUCUUCUGACAACAAGCGUGCUUUGACAAGUGAAAAUUAUCGUGUUCAAGUUAAACUCGUUAACGGUGCAUUUGAUAAUGUGCUUAAAAACGCUCUGAUUCGUGAUUUGAACAUCUGCUUGUUUUCCUCACCAGCCAAUUCAUUUAUACCAAGCUUCCAAGGAUGUGGUCUCAGAUUCGGUGCUGUCUGGUUCGCACCAGAUAACCAACAAAGCUGUGAUUGGCUGAAAGAUAAGCUCAUUAGUAUAAAUGAAAAGGCUGGUGAGUUCAAGUUCCGAAUCGAACCUUUCUCACUUCAUCAAACCAAAAUAUGCAUUUCCAUUCCUUGGGAUGACAGAGAGCUUCUGAAGGAUGGAGAUGUUUUGAGGCGUUUGAAGUAUCAGAACCCUCGCAUCCCCAUUGAACGUUGGAGGGUUGUCAAAACAAAGUUUACCUCUAUGGGUGAUCGGUUAACCUUUUGUUGCAUUGAUGAUGAUUCUCUACGCCUGCUAGAAAAUGAUCACUAUCGGAUGAACUACGCAUUCGAUAAAGUAUUCGCUAGAGUUUUACAUCAGAAGAAGUCUGAUAAACCUUCGUAA